AUGGCUCACGUUACAGUUGAUUGGAAUCCACUUGGUAAGGUAUUUUAUAGGUAAGUGGUUCUUUUCAGUUCAGACUGUCUCCAUGCAAGUUGUGGCUCGGCCCAUAAUUAUAUAGCCUGCGUAGCUGGCGGUAUUGUGUGGGUACGAGAUUGAAGUUUUGGCGGCGGAGCUGUGUUCCAAAAAAAGGGAGCAGGGACGAGGCGGUUGAAAUACCGCCUGCCAGAAAACCCCGGUAUUUUGAAUAGUCCGCACACCAGUGUGCGGAGAAACGGAUUGGUCGAGGGCCAUACAUAUGUCAAUCAUUUUAGAUGAUCCUUCGCAUGUAUUUUCCAAUUAAGGGAGCAGAUUGCAAACUGGAAAAGACGUAAGUGAUCGUGGUUUCUCCUUUAAAAAGAGCAUAAUUGAUGACCAAAUUGCCGAAAUGGCAUCUUUAAAGAGGGUCGUACAGGGGUAUUCCCGUGAUGCGGGAUUGGCUGAUUUUAUUUUCCGUGAAACGUGAAUUUAAUAAAUUAUUCUUCGUGAUCCGGGAUCUGAAGGUUUUGCGUGACCCGUGAAGAACUUGAAUUAUUAACCGAUAUUCGUGAUUUCACCACUCUAUUUGGCGUGAUUUUGAGAUGCGAGUGCUCCGGAAGACUUAUUUUAAGACUGAAAACAUCAAAUGUGACAAGUAACAGACUUCGCUUUAAUUAAAGUAAUCCAUUGUGCAAAUUCACGUGCUUUACAUGCCUAUCAUGGAUCAGAUGUCUAUUCCUAUGCCUAUGGUCUCCUAUGUCACUGGAGGUCAAAGGACAGUGAUCCAAAACAUCGAAACAUCCGAGACAUGGAGGGGACGAGUCACGUAUAGUACGAUGAGGGUCGAAUGUAUUGUAUUUUACGUUGACCCAAAGUCUGUCGACUCGCUUAAUUUUCUUGGAAAGGAACAGAACAUCAGACUAUCCUCAAGAUAAAGUCUCAUUCAGCCCUAACACUGUCAAAGAGGAGACUGUUACUUCUGCUACAACCGUUACGACUGUUACGCCUUCUACAUCGCACGUAGCCUGUGCCAGGCUCUCAGAUAGUAUAGUGGGAACGUAUUAAAAUGAACAAAGUGAAAAUAAGACGCGCACGACUUGGGAAAGGGGGCGGUGGCGGCGGGAAAAAUGGGAGAAAAAUGCGCACAGGCUCCGCCGCCCUGUCUCUCCCCAGCCUCCGCGCGUUUUUUGCUUUUCUUAUUACUGAACGACUUUCCACCACCUUCUCGGAGCCUGGAACAGGCUACAUCGCACGAGGCCAUUGAAGAUGUUCAAGUAGUAGAGGAGGAAGCCGAGGAAGAAGAGGAGGAAGAGUAUGACACUGACUCAGACGCUGAAUAUCCUAUUGCUGACAAUUACGAGGUAGAUUCUUUAGACGAUUUGUUGUUUCUUCGGGCAGUUACAAAGCGAAGUGGACGAAUGGUCAGAGUCGUCCAUCGAGAGUGAUUUAGGUAUGUGAUUUCCGAUAAGCAGCCUUUACUUAGCCUUUAACGAUUUUGCUUUCUUCAAACACUCUUUCUACCGUAAGAGAAGGUUAUUAAAACGAGUACCUUACUACUUGUUUAUUUUCGUGAUUCGGGAAAAUGAAAUUUUGAUAGCCGUGAUCCGUGAUUCGCUGUUUUUUCUGUUCGUGAACCGUGCGAGAGACCCCCCCUGUACGACCCUCUUUAAACUUCACAGCGCUGGAAUCGUCCUUAUUUAGCCGUAAGAAACAAAGGUCAAAGGAAAUUAAAACACUUUACAACUACAUCUGAGAUCAAAUCCUAUCAGGAACACCUACAGAAGAAUUAAAUAAACCAUAGGAAAUGGUUACUCAGUAUGCAUGUAACAAACCAGCUUCAUGACCUUUUAAUGUUAAGCUUAGUGUGGCAAAAAAAGAUUUACUCAGUCAAAGUUUAGAAUGAUACUUGUACUGUGUAGUGCUAGUAACCUUCAUGCGAGAGCCGAGAAAAUAAAAAAACUUCUUUUCAAGCAAACUCACAAGGUCACGUUUCACAUUAUCACGAGCUUAGGAGUCGUGUUUAGCCUGUCAAUGCUUAUUUCUGAACUGUCUCGCGCAAAAAUAAUUGGAAGUUUCAAAUUGCAGGUUUUUCUUUGAUUGGCUGAUUCAGUUGGGAUCACCUAAGAUGACAAAAGUGGGCGGCAUUCAAAAAAUCAUGGUUCUCUGGCAGGCGGUAUUUCUCGUGGUUUUGCUGCUCGUGACGGCUCCACCGUCAAAUCUCACUCGACUAUGUUACAACGGCUCAGCCGCCAAAUCUCACUCGACUACUACACAAAUUAUACCACCAGCUACGCAGGCUAAUAAUUAUAAAAUGCUACCUAUUAUUGUUUUAUUAUUCAUUCAAAAUAUUUCCUCCAAGCUGAAGACAUCCUUACCUCUAUGUAAAAUUCCAGUAGUCAAACAUCUGCCUGUUUUUUGCCAGUUCCAGAUUAUGACGGGAUAUAAUAUUCUUGCUGAUAUUCUUCAAAUGGUAGUUUUCAGUGUCUUUGUGUGUUAUUUCAAAGUUUUUGAGGGUGAAGUUCAGGAAAUUUUAUGAGGUUAAAUAUAGUUACUUAACUUAGCUAACGAUGAAAAUUCCAGUAGCUGCUCAGUAGUUAGCUUGGUAUUACAGUACAGGCCACAGGCAUUGCAGCACUUACACGCGCGUAAAGUGCGUGCAAUAUGGCGGAUUUCCACGAAAAAUCCACGCAAAAAACUCGCGUGUAAAUUUAAACAUGAGCUUUUACAUGCAGGCUUUUUACACGCAAAUUUGAGUGUACUUUUACGGUGACUGAUUUUGCUUACAAAAAUACACACAAGUUGUGUACACGUAUUUCUUUUACAACAGACAAUGUGGCUGAUGUAAAAUUAGAAACCGACAUUGUGGAAAAACAUCUUUUCGCGGUGAAAGAGAAAACAACUUGCUAUACACUUUUUCUUACUACGAUCAUGCUACAAUCGCGAACCUCAUGUUUUGUAAUGAACGAUUUCCUUGGAUGUUGGCUGAAGCGCUAUUUUACAUGUAAACUUGGAUCAAUGUUACUUGCCACGACUGUUGUUUUGCAAUAAGUUCAAUGUUUUAGCUUGCGUAGCAGGCACCCGGACUUCAGUACACUGUUUUUUUUUUUCCUGUCUGCGUUUUUUCUAACAUUGAAUGAGCGUCAAGCUUCACAAUAAUGUCCUUACUUGUUGCUUAUUUAAAAAUUUCCAUGCGUUACUAAACUUGGAUACAAUUUCACUCCGAAUUUGCAUGUUAUUUGUGACGCGCAACAUUUUAAGUAAUUUGAUCCCAUGCAUUUUCUGGAAUUAGAAGCUUGUGUAAACGAUAAAAAUGCAGCAUGUUAUUUUGUUUGCCCUUGACAAGGGUUAAACACGCUUUGCUGAAAACAUAGACCUUAAAAGAAAACCUUUCCUCGGCAGGUAAAACUAAAACCUGGGAACUAAAAUUAGUUCUUGCAGUAACGCCAUUAAACAUAGACAGAUGACGUGACUGAGUGACGCCGGUGUUGCGAGCAAAAAGAAACUUUAAAAACUCUUGCCAAAAUAACAAGCCUUUCUUAUUUCGGACCUACCUUGCAGCAAGGACAGAGGACAAAGGAAAUUGUUGCCCGAGAAAAUAACUCAAAGCAGCGAGCUAAAGAGAAGUAGGAGAUGAAAUGCUGUAAACAAAAUAGAUGUAGAAGCGACCCUUCACCAAACAUAGUUGGUCCAUCAAAAUAGUCGCGAAUUGAUGACUGAAACUGAUUUUAGUUGAAACCUUUUUAUAAUCUCUGUGAAGUCUACAAAUGAACAUUCAAGCGAAGAACAUGUAAAUAUUUAAAAACAAUGUUCAUUCGGUCGAAAAACUUGGAUCACUUUUAGCCCAGAUAACAUUAAAUACUAACAUUUGAAUGUUUCUCAAAAGUUUUUUGCACAAGUACAACUGCACUCACUCAGCGAGUGAUGUAAGAACUCAAGUAAACCGAAUACACGCAAAUUAUAACAACCUGCGUGUAAAGUUUUACACGUAAAUUUUCCUAAUUUGCAUGUAUUUUCUCGUGUAUUUUUUUACAUGAGUGUUUCAUGCGUGUUUUUCUCGUGGAAUUUGCAUGCAAUAUGGCGGAUUUCCACGCAUGAAACACGCGUGUAAUACUGCAAUGCCCGUGGCCUGUACUGUAGCAUGGCGUUGACGUUUGUUAGGGUUUUAUUGGUGUGCUUUGGCGAGCUGGCAGUUAUCCUGUGCUCUUUUGUUUUUGCCGGGGUUCAUGUUACUGUACUAGGCCUGUUAUGGGAUAAUUUCCAGUGCCCCCCAGGUCAGUGGUUUUCCAUUGCAAUUUAUGCGUCUCUGUUUGCAAUGAUAUGCUCGUAGUUUGAAAGUGCGUAGUGUUCAGGUGUUUUGGUCAGUGUUACUCAGUUAGUGUUUUUUCCCCUCCCUCCUCCUCACCCCUUAUUAUUAUUGUUAGUAUUAUUGUGGUCCUUUUUUCUCCACUGAACUCUCAGUUCAGUGUGAUGGGUGCUUUGGCUGAGGCUUGGUGUUGCUGGCGGGGCUCGUGGCUGGGUUGCAGGUAGGGCAGGCUUUUGGGGUGUUCUUGCUACCUGGGUUAGGGGUUGGCGGCUCCAGCCCGUAGGUUCCUAGGCACCCAACCUCCAUGUGCGACUCAGGCAUUAAUCUACCCAUAACAUGUGAAAUCUUCCACCAUUUACUCUUGGUCUUCAGUACCAAAACAGCCAAACCAUCACUCUGCUUCUUUGCUUGAUUUCUGUGCAUCCUUUUCCAGUUUGGAGGUGUGUCUGACAGAAUGGUUAGCACUUUGAACUCCGGAUCUGGAGGUCCAGGGUUCAAUCCUCGCGUUUCAAAUGGUUUCCUUAGACAAGGAACUUUACACCACUUUGUCUCUCUUCACCCAGGGGUAUAAAUGGAUACCGACGAAAUACUGCCAGGGGGUGACCCUGCGAUGGACUAGCAUCCCAUCUUGGGAGGAAGGGGGAAUGGCAAGACUCCUAUAGUCAUGCUUCAUGCUAAGGAAGCUGGGAUAAGCUCCAGCCUUUUGGGGCCUUUGGCUUGCACACACCUUUAAUCUUUUUUUUUUUUUACUUUUUCCAGUCUGAGACUUUACUAUUGACAUCAGCCUUUAAAUCAAAGCAAACUUCUUUCAAUUUUGGUAAAUAGCCAGCAGGCUCAGGAAAGAAAUACCGGGGCAGCCAUGGAAUUUAAGCCAAUCAGUCAGGGAUUGAGAAAUAUUUUAAAUGUACACACUGUAGCCAUAAUUGAAUUACAGCAAAAGUUUUCUUCGCAAAAUGUGUUUGUCUUGAACAGGAAAGUAGAGCUGUACAGUAUGGAGUGGCAAGAUGCUAUGGAUCUAUCCCGGUUUAUUGUGAGUGCAGCACCUUUUGGUGGUCCAAUAGGUAAGUACAUCAGACUUCUUCUAAGUGUUGUUUAACCAACAGGGUGGUCAGGUUUCAUUUCCCCGCAUUAUGUGAGGGUGAAUAGGACUCACCAGGGUAAACGUUUAAGAGCCAGAACUACAGAAAUGUUCUCAACAGAACUGUAAAUACCGGCAUUAAUUUGUAUCUUAUGUCUAUAUCAGCAAGAGUCCAUUAUACUGUACCAGAAUUUUGUUUCAGUCAACUGUCUGUACAUGUCAAGGGAUUUGGCUGAAAAAAGUUUAAAGGAAGAAAACAACUCUGAGGAACAUCCUGCUUCUUAUUAUUUAUAUUAGAACAGCUAGUGCAUAAAAAAUUUCAUUACUUUCAAACUGCAGUCCUGCUGUGUUGUAUGUAGAUGCUUAACUGUCAGUAAUAGUUAAAAAAAAUAAUUGAAGGGCUCCAUGCUAAAUUGCCUAAUGCCCUUGUGGUGUAUUUUUGGGAUGAUUGGGAUUUAAGUAGGUUUAAUCGCUAAUGCACACCAUUGCUAACUCAUGUACUCUUCUACAUACAUGGGGAGUCAUGUAGCAGCUGCUCAGAAGAGAAGUCACCAAUGGUGCCUAACCCUGACCCCAAGCAAUACUGAAACAAUUGAAAGAAUGACGUCAUUGUUUUCUGCGACCAAUUAGGAGAGACCUUACGAGCAGCUCCUACACAACUGUACAUGGGGGUGAGGAUGGUACACCUAAAUAUUUACAUGUCCUGCAGCCCCCCACAUUGAGAUUUCCUUUUUGAAGGAAUAGUUUGUAUUUGUUGUAUUUAAAAUUUUCAGCUCUGAUAAGAGAUGACAAGCAUUUUGCUCGAGUCCAAGGAUCAGCUAUUAAUAAACCCAUCAUUCACAUUUUUUCCUCUGCUGGAAGGGAACUUGCCACAGUCAAGGUAUGUGUCUCUUUUUAAGGUCUACUGCUGCUUGUUGUUUAACCUGGGAACACAGACAAAGAGGAGUGUCGAUCAGGCCGAGCAGGCUACUUGUUGUUUAAUAUUGACAAAUUUUGUGAAUAUUGUUCUUAGCUAGAAGACUAACUGUCAACUUUUUUUGUUAUUGCUUUGGAAAAGGGCAGGAACUUGUAUUAUCAUAUGGUUGGUUCUGUGAGCAGGAAAGAUGAAGUAAUAUUCUGACUGGUUACUGAAGCAGGCAGAAUGGAUCUAUCUUAGGGACGGACCAUUAGAAAACUUAUGGGGGGGGGGGGCGGGCGAAGUACAAAAAAAAUAUUCGCGCAAGGCAAAAUUAAAUGAAAAAAAUUCAUGCACGCCAAUUAACGCUAAAAAAUAUUCAUGCUACGGCCUAAAAAAAAUUCAUACAAGGAAUUUGAUAACGAAAAAAAAUUCCUGCGGCUCAAAAAUUCCCCUCCCCCCCCCAUAACUUUUCUAAUGGUCCGUCCCUUAGUCCAUCACUAGUCUGCUUCACAGCCGUUUUUAGUGUUGUCACACAACGUUCCUACCCACCUCCCUUGUGGGGAGGAGCGUUGCGUGACAACGCUAAAAGCAGCACUGAAGAAGACUAGUCCAUCACUGCAUGGGAACAAGAACAAAAGCAAAAAUGUUCUGCUUCUGUAGGCUAUUGAUCAAGUGUUCUUUUUUAUUCUUAGUGGGAUGGAGGCCCCAUAGUUCAGAUGGGAUGGUCCAUCACAGAGGACCUACUUUGCGUGGCUGAUGAUGGUACCGUGAUGGUGUAUGACAUUCAUGGCGCAAUCAAGAAAACCUUGUCAAUGGGACAGGUAAGUGUUAAAUCAUUUUGUGUCAUGAAAAGGCUGAAAAAGAAGACAUGAUGCAUGUAUGUUUGUAAAGCACCACAGCUUGACAACUUCUAGUCAACUUGAAGCUCAUCUUAGCCCAUUGAUGCCAUAUCUUAUGUCAGUAAAUUCUUUAACCACCCCAAGUAAAUAAAUUUUCUGACAAAUUAAAUAAUCAUUAAUUUUUCCAUAACUAUGAGCAAAAUGAAUGUAAUUUAUAAUAUAUUAUCAUCAAAAACAUAAGUCAUAGACUGUUUGCUACUUUAUUAAAAGGGUUGUACAAAAAUAGAGUAUACUCAUACAUAUACUUUUUGUAGCAAAGGCAUAGCCAUUAAAUAAUAUUACCCAUAUGUCGUGUAUGUUUCAGGUCAAAAUUUCAAUUCAGGUUAAAAGCUUUUAGCCUUGGUUGAUUCUCUAUCUCCUUUGUCCCCUAGUCCUAAUUUAUUCGUGAAUUAACUCUAUGAGACAAAGGAAAUCAAGAAUCAACCUGGAUAUGAUUUUAACCCAUAAUAGACAUUGUAUUUAUGUCGUUUUUGCAUGUGGCCUUAUCAAAUACACAGCAACUUCAGAUCUGGUGCUUUUAAGUUGGGUGCAGGAGACGAAACUCGUAAUUUUUAUCUGUAUUAUUUUGUAGGAUGCCAAGGAAUCCAAAGUUAUUGACUGCAAAACCUAUAAUUUUGCUGGAAGGACUGGCAUAGCUAUCCUGACUAGUAAUUAUCACUUUUAUGUCGCAAACAACGUGGAAGAGGUCAGGAGUCGACGGUAUUAUGACCCACCCGGUAAAAAAAAUAAUCAUAAAGUUCAGUGUUUCAGAGAGAUUAAUAAUGUUUUAUUUUGAAGUUACAUGUUCAUCUCACGUGGUUUUGUGAUCCGUAGAACUCAAUAUCUGCUUGUGCCUCACUUUCCUUUUGUGAUAACUUUGAAUUUGAUGAGAGUUAAAGUGUUGUUCAACAGGCAAUAAAGAAAUCUUGUCACGCAUUAUUCCUUGUAGCAUUUGACUGACUUCAAGUGGGCUUGAAUUCUAACUUUUUUUUUGCGGCGUGAAUAUUUUUCAGGCUUUCUUCUCUUAAAUAUUUACAAUGAUCUGUCUUAGUUAAAUGUGUAUUUUGCCACAUUUUUCACAAGGAAAACAAUAACUGCUCUCGAUCCCAACUCGUUAAAAUUCUGUCACCUAACUACCUGCGGGCUGUCCCUAUCUGAGAAAACUAGAAAGUCAAAUCGUUUGCAGAUGUCUUUAGAAAGGCAGCACUUUCUGCUUAGCAUUAAAAGACCCCUGCCUAAGUGUUGAUCCGGCCGGUGUGUUGAACCAGCGACCUCUCGCUCAGCAGACCGGCGCUUAUCCAGCUGAGCUAACCGGACGGCAAAAAAUGACCAAUUAUGAAUCUUAAGAAACAUAGGGCCAGUUAUUUAAACGUAGUUUAGCCAAUGUUUAACAAACCCGCGUUCUGAGCCAUUUUUCAAUUUGCCUAACGGUUUUAUCUAAACACCGUUUAUUGUGAAGUGUUUUAUGAAAGCAUUUAGAGUAGAUUAGAAAAGCAUUUAACGCACUAAGGAAGAGAUCUGGAGGUCCAAAGAUUCGUUAAACCCCGGCUUAAAUUAAACUUCGUUUAAAUAACCGACCCAUAAUUUUUUUAACCAGGUUUGGAUGCUCCACCCAGCAGCUGGGUCAUUAUGCCGCAUGACAGAGGUUCAUCGUUGCUAGUGGCAAUUGAUAAUCUGUUAUACCUUACAGAAAAGGGACAGUGUAAUAGACUGGUGAGCUGUAGUAUACAGUAGAACUGCUAUCGUGAUACAUCCUUUUAUAAUCUAGUCCUUUCAAGAUAUCUCCAAGCUCGAGAAAUGCUUUUUUGUAAAGUUCCCAUCUUUUUACAACAUCUGCCUUUUCGUCGGCAGUUUCAGGAUUUGAAGAAACGUGUAUCUAGCAGAUAUUCGCACACUGAUUGCAACUCAGCAACGGUGGCGAAAACGUCUCUUAAAAAGAGAAUUCGCGUUGUUUGAAACUUCAUGGCGAUGAAUCCAACUCGCAUAAUUUGUCAAUGCAGGCGAGUCCUGGACUUGUCUAGAAGUUGAAUUUUUAGGCCCUGGUAAGGUAACAUGCGGUGGGUCACCCCGCCUAUCACGUAAACGUGUUCAAAUUAAAGUGAGAGAUUAUAAUUAUGGACAGAAGGGUUACCCCCACCUAAGCGAAAAAGAGAAAAAUUGAUUAUCGUGUUCACUUUUUCGAUAAAACGUGGAAUUAGGAAAUUUCCCGUCUUGAGAAAAUUUGCCAGAAGCGUGAUGCACGUGCAGAGUUAUUGUUUAAAGAAUUUUCGACCGGCUAAAAAAAUUUGACCGGACACAUCGUUCACCCGCGACCGUUCAAUAUUUUUUGCUGUUCACACGGAACUUUGAACGGCUGUGCGUCUGAAUUUUCGUACGGUUAAGGUGAUGUUAUAGGAGACGAUGCGUCGCAACACAGCGUUGCAAUGUUGAAACAACGUCGCAACCAUUCGAAACAAUAUCGCAAAAAUGUUGCAACGCCGUGUUGCGGCUUGCGAAAAAUCGUGGUCGCGAAUUCGAGUGAACGUUCGAAUUUUCAGCCGGUCGAAAAUUCGUCCUGUUGACUUUUUGACUUUCUCUUUGCUGUCGCUGUCUCGACAUCGUAAAUUUCCUCCUGAGUGCCAAGUGUAUGACAGGUUGCUACUUUUUACCAAUCCUGAAUCAGCCACAGGGCGUAGCAAAGCAGUGGGUGUGGGGAGAAGGAAGGAACGGAGGGGAAAAAAUAGAGAAGUGUGUUGAGAUGUCGCAGUGAGAAUAUUGUACAUCUCCGGCUUUAUCAGUGUCACAACUUUAAAUAUGAAAUAGCGAAGUCUCGAUUGUUUAUAAUGUUGACAAAUUUUUCCCUGAACUCACACAAGUGAGUAUGCUCGCCGGCUACAGUUGUUGUUGAAUAGUUUUGAUAUUAUUCAAUUUUCAGACUGUUUCAUUCAGCGCUGGGGCCCCGGUCACUUCCAUCAUAGAAAUGGCCAUAUCUUACAAUUAUGAAUACCUAGCAAUGUUUACAGACACUGGUUUGUUAUGGAUAGGAUCAGCAGAUUUACAGGUGGGUAUAACACUGUCACAUUUGUUCAGCCCGCAAUUUCAGCUAUCAGAGGACGAGUUCUAGUAGCUAACACCGAAUUGACUUGGAUUCUUUGAAAAUGAGAACGAGUGGCGGUCUAAUUCAACUGGCAGUACUAGCUUUGAUUCUAUACCCAGGUUUGAAGAAGGCGUGUAAAAAGGCUUUUGUUUAUACUACUCAAUUUGAGGUAUCUUUUCUUGUAACAAAUGAAUACAGUAAAAACCCGCAAGUAAGAACCUGAAAAUUAAGAACCUGUUAGCCUGAAAUUUGCCAUUUAUACCCCCUAUAAACAAGAACCUGUUUAGCCUAGAAAAUGAAAACAGGUUCUUAUUCUUGAAAGUCAUAUUAGUGAAAUGCAGCUGCAAAGCUGUGUAAGAAUCCUGUUUGGAGAAUUAGGAGCUUGGCAUUGCUGUGCAAAUAAAAGAGCUAAUUUAUUGAUUUAAUAAAAAAAUAAAGUGCAAGAGGUUAAUAUUGUUGUAUCACAUUUUGAAGUUGAAAAAUACGCAGAUGACCAUCUUGUUUUGUAGCUUGUUUUUUUUUUUUACAGAAAUAAGAACCUAUUUAAGAACCUAAAUAGCCUAAAAUUGUGUUAACUACUAUUUAAAUAAGAACCUGUUUAGGCUAACUCCAGAAAAUGUAGGUUCUUACAUGCGGGUUUUUACUGUACCCGUAAAAUUAAAAUCUUUGUACAUACAUACAUACAUGUUUAUUCAAACUCAUAAUAACCACAUGAAUUUGAAAGGGAGAGUCUAGAGGUUAACCCUAUGAAUAAAACUCUCCUAAAAACAACAAACAAACAAUAAAAAUUACAACUUUAAAAAGGAUUUGAGUUUACAUUUAAAAAGUUCAAGGGAACCGGCUUCAACAACAUUACUAGGUAAAUUGUUCCAGUAACUAAUUACAUUGUUAAAAAAAGAAUAUUUAAAACAGUUGAUUCUAGAUAAUUUACAAUAAAGCUUAUACGAGUGAUUUGCCCUAGUGGAUUUGACUUUUGCGAAUUGAAAGAAUUCCUCAAAAUCCAAGUGUGAUAAGCCAAACACGAUCUUAUAACAUUCAACAAGAGAGGAAUAUGUCCUACGACUGGACAAAGAUGGCCAAUGUAACGAGUCACAACGCUCUUCAUAAGACAUAUCACCUCUUUUUGCCUAAGAGCUAAUCUUGACGCGCGUCUUUGCACGCUCUCUAUUGCAUGAAUAUCUUUGACAAGAUAUGGGUUCCAGACUGGAGCAGCAUACUCUAGAAGUGGUCUGACCAAUGUUUUGUAAAGCAAUGAAAAAGUUGUUGUAUUAGCUGUUCCAACAGACCGUCUUAUUAGCCCUAGGACUUGGUUCGCCUUAUUCACCAUGGUACUAAUAUGUUCACUCCAAGUAAGAUCUUUUGAUAUAAUAAUUCCAAGAUCUUUAAAGCUCUUGACAUCUUUUAAGGCCGUACCUAGUUUAUAAUUCGUAGUCGAUUUGUCACGAGAAUGCGUUAUUCGCAUUGCUUCACACUUUUCCUCAUUGAAACGAAGUUGCCAUUUUUCGUCCGUUUACCAAGAUUAUUCAAAUCAUUUUGAAGGUAUUGUUCAUCGAGACUAGGGUUGCGAAGCUCUCUGUAAAUCUUUGUGUCAUCCGCAAAUAAUUUAAUUUUUGAAGAGACACUAUCAACGAUAUCAUUUAUAUAUGAUAGAAAUAAAAUUGGACCAAGAAUAGUUCCCUGUGGGGUACCAGAUAUCACAGGUGCCCAAUCAGAAAAAGUCCCUCUUACAACAACUCGUUGCUUUCUACACGUGAGGAAAUGCCUCAACCAGUUAAGAAGUUUGCUCUCAAUACCGAGGCUAUAUAACUUUAUGAGUAGACGCUCAUGAGGAACACUAUCAAAAGCCUUUGCGAGAUCAAGAAAUACAACAUCUGUUGCUACAGAUGAAUUCCUAGAUUUGGCGAAGUCAUGAAAAGUAGAGAGUAAUUGGGUCACAGUAGACCUACCCUGCAAAAAACCAAAUUGGUUUUUGUUUAUCACGUUUUGGUCUUGCCAAAAUGACGUUAACCUAUCGCGUACAAUUUUUUCGCUGAUUUUGCAUAUCAUGGAUGUAAGCGAAAUUGGACGAUAAUUCUCCCUCAAGUGUUUAGAACCUUUCUUGUGAAGUGGGACAAUGUCAGCUGAUCUACAAUCUUCGGGCAAAUGGCCCAGCAGGAAAGAUUUGUUAACCAGAAAUGAGAUCGAGGGCGCCAAUUCGAACGCACAUGAUUUUAAAAUUACUGGUGAAAUUCUAUCUGGACCCGGGGACUUGUUCGUUUUAAGAGACUUAAGAUGCUUUAAAAUUUCCUCAGUAGUACAGGAAAUAUAAUUAAGUUUCUCACAAACUAAAGGCUCUAAAGAAGGCAAGUUGGUGAAGUCCUCAGAGGUAAAAAAAAAACAGAUGAAAAAUAGGAAUUAAAACUACUAGCAAUACUCUCAUCGUCAAUCAGUUCUUUGUCACCAACCUUUAAAGAUACCAGAGUAUUCGUACCGUUACGUUUGCUUUUAAUAUAAUUCCAGAAAGGCUUGGAAUUACCAGAAACUGCAAUAUCAGAGGCCAUAUUGUUGAUAUACGUCCAUCGAGCUAAGUUACAUUCUCUUUUCACGACAUUGUUCAGUUUUCUGUACUUCUUCCAAAGGGCUGGAUUGCUGCUUUUUCGCGCUUUGUUAUACAACAAUUUCUUUUUUCUGCACAACCUAAUAAGAUCCUUUGUUAUCCAAGGUGCAUUACAUUUUUUCUUGCCCCGACGCACGGGUAUGCAUUCAUCCAUAGCCGUAAAUAAAAGAUCUUUCCAGCAAGACCAGUUGUAUUCAAUGUCAUCAUCGAAAAAAGCACAGUUCCAAGGAAUGCAAGCCAAUAACAUCUUUAGGUGUGCCCAGUCAGUUUUGCCAUAUGAAUAGAAACAUUUCCGAGAUUUACGCUGGGUGUAGGGUGAUCUUAAGAUCUCAAAACUAAGAGAGUUAUGGUCGGAGAAGCAAUCGCCAACAACAAGACGAUCAAUGAUAUCUGGCGAGGAUGUGAUUAACAAGUCUAGAAUAUUUUGGCUCCUUGUAGGCUCACUGACCAGCUGUGUUAAGAAAUUGUCCUGAAUUAUAUCAAUUAAAAGGGCGUGAUUGUGAGAUUGUUGUAAAGCUCUAUUACAUAAACAUUCGAUCUCCGGCAAGUUAAAAUCGCCAACCAGAAUUAAAUCCGCGGUUGAAUCAAGUCCUUGAAUAAAGGUCUGAAGGUCUUCCAAAGGCUUAAUAUCACUUCCCGGAGGUCGAUAAAACACGCCGAUAGUUAUCCGUCGGUUGUAAGAUAAGAGCACAUCAAUAAAAAGCAUUUCAGAGUCGCACGGAUGAGUCGGACGAAGAGAAACAGUAAUGUAAUCACGUACCGCAAUGAGUACACCACCGCCAUGACGGCCAUUAAUCUUACGAUCUUUUCUAAAAACAGUGUAGUGAGAGGGAAAAAUCUCGGAGUCAAGAAUCGAAUGGUCCAAAUGCGUUUCAGUUAGUACAAUUAGAUCGUAGUUCCGUUGGUAUCCGCCUUAGUUCUCCAUGGUGGGAUUAUCAUCAUUAAUUUAGUUUAGCCACUUCUUCCUCGGAAACCUUGCAAAAACAGUUUCAUGUGAUCGCAAAGUUGAUAUUUAUUGUGUUCAUUUAACUUGCUGACAUCUCCGCAAAGCGAGGAAGCUUAGCAACCCGGGCCGCUAGGCCAGGCUCUGAAGAGCUCAACUUAAGUACGCCUGUAUUUCGUAGUUCUUUGAAUUUUGCAGUUAUUGUUGUAUUUCUGUCUUCUUUAGAAAGUCUACUGUGAGUUCAAUACUUCUUGUCCAUCAAGACCCAAGCAACUAACCUGGUAAGGAGGGAGCAGUUGUUGUUUCUAGAACGAAGCCUAUCAUCUUUUAUGACGAAUUCUCGCCCAGUUGGCCAGGAUAUUCUUUUGAAUUGAAACUAAGAGCCAUCGGUGUUUUUCUUUCUUCCGCUACUCAUCAAGCGAUGUGUCGCUGCAACGUGCUGCAGCAACUAAUCUCCUGACCUGUACACAGGGAGUAAUCUGUCGCCGACUUGUGUUGGUGCAACUUGUCUCCUUGUGUGUUCCGAUCUUUACUUACCUCAACUUACCUUACAGGUGUGCAAUGGGCGCUGUCAUAUGUUACUGGGACGAUUAUUUGGAUGUUGUUGGACCGACAAUGGACACUAUUAGAUAUCCUUUUCGGAUUAACAAGAUCAUUCUUUAUAUGCAACUAGCUUUCCAACUAUUUGCGGGGCAAGCUAUCUAACUGCUAGAGCAUGCUAGAAUUAAAAAUUGUUGUUGUUGUAAAUGUUGCCUUGGCCAAGUUGGUCAAAGUGCUGUACGUUAAUCAUGUUACUGAAAACACCCUUGAUUUGAACUGACAAUUGUUACUAGUGUAGUUUAAUUUUUUCUGUUUCUGCCGUGGAAUUUGGUAAUUUGUAAAAUAUGAGUAGUUUUUUUUUUCAUUGGGCACGCUGUUGCCAUUUAUUUAACAAUUAUUCCACGAGUGUGCGUUGGAUAUGAGAUUGUAGAUAGCCAACGAGCGCUGAGUUGGCUAAUCAUCUCAUACUGAUCCAACCGAUUUUCAGCUUCUUUUUAAUUUUGAACAAUUAAUUUUUGUCUAUUGCUAAUAUACUCUGAUGGUUAAGCAAAUCAGAUCUGUAGAAUUGCAUUAUUUAAUGAUUCAGGUUUUGAUAAAUAUUGAUAUGCAACGGAUAGCACACUUCUUCUUAACAUAUUUUACAUAUCAGAUGGACAGUGCUGUUCAUUUAGUUCAAGAGUUAGAUGGCGUAAGAAUCAUUGGCAAUGAGACUCAUGAACUGCUUCAGCGAGUUCCAGGUUGGUAAAUAUGAUUACGUUGAUUCCGAGAGGAUUCUCCUUCCGGCGAAACCUCCCUAGCAACGAGGAGCAAGGUGAAACGGCUGUAUUCGCAGACUACAAGUGAAAAGUUUCAAAAUGCUCGCAGAUAUUUUCUCUUGUUCUCGAUUCAUAAAGCUAUCGAAAUACAGUAGCCAAAAAUAACAAUCCCUGUUGGUGGCCGGGAUGUCCUUAAGGUUUAUUUCUUCUUCACAGACAUUUGAUGCUUUUCCAAAUUACCUUCUUUUAAAACGUGUCGUUACCUGUAGGUGCUUAGAGCGAAAUAAACUCCCGAGACUGUUGACUUAAACCUUUAGCUCAGUGUGGUCUUGCUGUGGCUCAUGUAUGAUUUUUCAACUUACUUCCCGGAACCAGAUGGGACUGACUCUACAUUCAGUAUUCCCCCCUUCAAAGAAGAUAGGUACCCUGUUGUCACGAACAAGCAAAAAGUCCUAAACUUUAUUCCAGUCGACUUGUUCAAUCGGUUUGCGGUCAAGUCGCCCGAAAUCAGAGUCAUGUCGCUCGAAAUAAACAGCGAUAUUUGCGUCUUUCUUGAACUUGACAUUUGCAUAGGAGUACCGGACAGUGCUGAGUCAACAUUUUUCGACUAAAUUCCUUGCGAUAUACUUCAGGUGUUACUUCUGUUCAAGUUUAUACACUCGAUAAAAUUUUAGGCGACAUGACUUAGGAUUUCGGGCGACAUUACUCUGGUUUCAUGCGAUAUGACUUCGGGUGAGAUGACUUUCCAGCGACUUGCCCGGUUACCGUUCAACCAGAACUAAGAGCGCUUGCUGUGCGUGAUCGGUAGUGAAAUGAACUACCCGCCAAGUUUAAAAUUACAUGACGCCACUCUAGCCGACCAAUAAGGUGGCGUCCUUAAAAUAACCACGCAGUAUGACACAGACCCAAGAAUAGACUGAAACUAAUUUUCAUGGAAAUAGGGUCAUGUAUGGGGGAUUCGUUUUCUUAGAUCAUCCUCUCUUGCCAGAACCACUUCUUAUCAUGAACGUGAGUAAUUAUGUCCGAUACUAGAGCAACUAUUUCUUUUCAUCUUUCAGCUGCUGUGGAACAAGUGUUUAAAAUCGGUUCAAUGGAACCAGGUGCGAUGCUGUUUGAUGCAUCAAAGGAAUUUGAGGUAAGCAAUGCUUCACUCUCUCUGGGAAAAAGUUGUCUCGGGUAAAAGGCUCAGCCGCCUACCCAAGCCAGUGGCGGAUCUAGGAGAGGGGUCAAGGGGGCUCGCCCCCACCCCCUUUAUUGUUAGACCGCCACUGCGAGCCACCCUGGGCGAGCCUGUUGUUGGGUGACCUGUUUUCCUUGGUAAGGUCACCAUCCUAGCUGAAGGAACUUUUCUCCAUAUAAUAAAAGAGAAUCAACUUUAUUUAUAUAGCGCUAUUUCACUCCAAAAGCUCAAUAGCGCUUUACAGAAUACAUAAGAAAGAAAAAUCAUGAAUGAAGAAAAACAUAGCAUGAUAAUAAAAAGAAUACCUGACGAACAACGUUAAAGUUUCAACUCAAAGGUCCUAAACUGCACUAAAAACUAAAUCCCCCAAAAUUAAGCUGUCGCUCUGAUUCUUUCGUGUAUAUUCCUGUAAACAGAAAAAGAGCGCCCGAGCAGAGGAGUACAUUCGGAUGAUCAAAGAACGUCUUCCUGAGGCUGUCCAGCAAUGUAUCCACGCCACUGCCGGGGAACAUGAGCCUGCAAUACAAAGAGGACUUCUGAGGGUGAGUGUAGUUUCUGAUGUAGUCAUGGUAACCACAUGAUCCCUAUGUUCAGUUCCUACGUCUUGAUUUUCACAGCAACCCGCCCCCAGGAGGUGGGGGAGUUGUUGACAAGUUUAAGGUUUCGUACACGGUGAUUGGUGCUCUGUAAACUGCCAGAUAAAUUUAGCAUUGUUUGAAAAAAUACAUUAUCUGUCUUCCGUUUCAAAAUCACCACCUCCUACUGAAAACGUUUUAGUCAAUCUGCUGAAGUUCCUUCAAAUUCGCUUGGGCAUAAAUCGUUGAACGUGAUGCCGUGAAAAGAAAAUCUGUACUCAGUAUAUCUGGGUAAUUUGAAUUGAAAGCGAAAGAGCGCAAAUAGUUCGUCCAUUAUGUUUCUAUUUGAGGAGUGUAGUAAGAGACAUAAAGGACUUCAUUAAUGCUUUCGACGAACACGUCAUUCAGUGAUUUUUCAGUUAUACAGGAUGAAUUGAAAGUAUAGCAAGUCUCAGCGAGUGGUCAACAUUCGCCGAUAACACUGCUCUGUUACCAUCUACCAAGCGAAGUUUGCAGCGUCGCUUGGUCAGAGAUUUUAGGCGGGAAAUAGUUCUCGUGUAACAUGUCAUGUGUCCUCGUAGUAACCAACAAGAGCGCUCCGGCGGUCGAUGUCGGGGAAAAUUCCGCCUAUAGUAUAACCGUUAUUUUAACUGAUCUCCGCUGUAAUCUUUUCUUCUCUUUGCUAGGCCGCUUCCUUUGGUAAGAGUUUUCUAACUGAUAUGCCGCCACACGCGUUUGUUUCGAUGUGCCGGAAUCUUAGAGUGUUAAACGCCGUGCGGGACUACAUGGUUGGAAUUCCACUUACAUAUGGACAGUAUCCUUUAUCUUAAUUCAAGAGUGAACCAAAUUUUCAGUUGUUGCAAAAGCGCCGUCUCGCAGGUUACAUUUUGCCCAAUUGCAGGCUGUGUUGCAGCAAGUCUACACUAUGCUAGCCUCCGUAGCAAGACGAAAAUUUUUUUUAUUGUUCAAGUUAAUUUGCAAUUGCGUAAAUUGCAAUUUCCGCUGCGACGAUCAUUUCUUCAUUUAAACUUGCAUUUCCGCAGUUCACAUCAUCUCCAACUUUUACGACGAACUUGCGCGGAAACCGUUUCUACGCAGGCUAACACUAUGCUAGAUAGCUCUUGCGUCGGCACGGAAACCAUACUGGAGAGUGUUUCUGUCUUCGCAAGAGAACGGUGAUUUUGGUGCGAUUUAUGCAAAGGAGCAAAGCUGUGGGGUUUAAAUUACAUUUUUUAGAGGGAACGAACAAGAUAUGUCCCUUUUCUCUUUUUUAAAACGGAUAUGUUAAAAGUACGUUAACACAGUUUUCAAUUUUGUGGCUCUUAUCAAGUUCUUAAAGUGGGCUCCAUUUUGCUUUUUUGUUCUCUGAGAGUACCCUUUGAUAUUUUUCAAAAAUUAUCCACUUUUGAUGCCUUGACGAUCGUCUUCGACUGGAAAAACUAACAAUGAAAACCCUUAUCGAUAGGUGAGUUUUGUUUUUGUCACGCUGUUUGUUGUCUUUUUAAAAAAGGUAAAACGUGCAAUGCUUAUGCAUUUUUUGAGGGGAAGGGGGCGGUAAACAAGGUGUAUUGCUACGUAGCUGGAAAUUUUUUCAUAACAGUGCGCGCUGUCAUUGGUUUCUUCGAGGUCACAUGACAUCUAACAAUGAAACUGUUUCCCGCCAAAAUCUGUGAGCGGACAACGUUACAAAAUCUAUGACGUCAUAAGGGAACAGUGCAUUGUUACCCACGAAUGUUGACCGACGACUACCGUUACAGCGAGGUUUUAUGAAUUUCCAGCUAUAUAGCCUCGGGAAACAUUGAGAUUCUCGGAAAACAAAUUUAACUGUUUCCCUCGAGACCAGUCAUUAAGUGUUUAAGUGUUUAUUGUAAUGUGAAACGUUCAAUAAGUUCCGAGUUUCAGGUGAGUAUCAAACUUACGACCUUCCGAGUUCAAGAUCAGACGUUCUACCCACUGAGCUGCUGGGGGCUCUAUAGUGUGCAGGGUCGACAUUUUUAUUGAUUAUACACUAGACCUGCUAUAGUACAUAGUACGAAAUAGUACUUUUAAGAAAAAUAACAAAAUGAAUAUGAUGUAUGUCCGAUAAUCUUUCUCUUUUGCUCGACUAAAAUGGUGACGUGGUUGGACAUAAAUCCUUUUUUAAAAUAUCAAAAUUAUUUGCAUUCCUACUGAAUAUAAAACAAGCUGAAGCAAAGCUGUUGUUUUUUUACUUGCCUACUUCCCGUGUCGAAACCAUGUUUACUAAAUUGAUUUUCCCGCCGUCAGAUCUGGAGCGGGAAUUCUUUGCCUUAAGUUUAUUUUAUUACCGUUUAUUUUCUGCUCCUGUAGGCUUGUUUUGAGGCGUCACUACUGUCUGGCCAUAAGAAUCUGUGAUUACCUGAAGAUUCCUAAGGGGGAGGGUGCCAGUCGCAUCCUUGGACACUUGGCUUGUUAUAAAGUGAGUGUAACCAGCGGAUACCGGUUGGCUGUUACCUAUAUGUAAGCAGGGGUCUUCCCGCAAUUAGCUUAUGGCUGGUAAUUAAUAAAAUUGGUAAUGGUGAAUUAUAGUUGUGGCAGUAGACAUGACUGGAGUUGGGUGUCCGGUGGUUGUUUCAUGUGCUGAAUUUGGCUCAUUUCUCGUCGUGUUUGUGUAUUUAUCAAAGAUCACAAAAUCAACCUAUGAAAAGAUCUAGAUCAAUCAGACUGGAUUGUACGUGGUGAAGACAGCGUGGCCAGGCGCCCAUCACGUUGUUUUCGCAAUCCGUCGGUCCUGGUUGGAGUCUUACUCUAGCCACUUGCUGAAUUUAUUCGCGGUAUUUCCAAGUUCAGAUACCCGGUCAUGCUUGUAAAUAGCCAACUGGUUUCCUCCUGCCAGCUGGGGCUUUUAAUCCUGUUGUGUUCUAUUUCCUCAGUAAAUAAACAGUUGGACUUUCACAUGGCUGGGAUGAUCACAUUGAAAUUAACUUCUCCGCCCUUGUAGAAUACAAUAGUGUCCGUAAAUAGUUUUUAUUGUGUUGAAUAUAUUGACAUCUCUUUCGAUCCUUCACUUCUUCAAAACUUGCUUUUCUUGUUUAAACAGGUUCAGCAAGCCAAUGUUGAUGACGAAGAGAUUGCUCGUGCCAUCAACUCCAAGCUCGGAGAGACUCCUGGGAUAUCUUACUCAGAAAUAGCUUCAAAGGCAGUGGACUGUGGACGAACGCACCUGGCCAUCAAGGUUAGUUGAGAGCAUUCACAUGAACAGUAUAAUUAUAGACUAUACGUUCCCAGUUCAAUUUGGGACAUAAACUGGUGUCUUCCGUUAGUAUUUCCUUGCUAAAUGCAGAGGUUCAAAAUAAUAGAAUGGGAUUUUUACCUGCGGAAUUGCGUUUACUGUGGGUAAUCAAGAAUUUUUCCCGUACCUGGAGUAUUAAGACCUCGCUUGCUUUCAGCGCUGCACUUUAUCAGGGACCUUAAGCAAUGACGACGACGACGGCAGUGAAAACGUCACUAAGAAAAUGAAUUUCCCGCGUCCUUUCAAUCUUUAUCGCGUCUAUUUGAACCGCUUAAUUCGUUAAAUGUAAGCGACUUUUCCUGGAGUUAAAUUCCUAUUGUCUUUAUCCAUGUUCAAAUCGAGAACGGAAAAUUUGUUUUCGUAUGUCCACGUCCUCCAUAAAACGUUGCAUUGGGAGGUUUCACGUCGUAGUCGUGCAGUGGACGUCAAAGAAAUGUACCAAAAAGCGUGAUUCACGUGCAGAGCAGUCGUUUUGCUCAUAAAACCAAUUGUUGUUUGACGUUGUUGUUGUUGCAAAACAACGGGCGCUUUCCAUUCAACCAAAACGUUCGAAAAUUGGAAACAGCGGCAAAUGGUACAGAAAUGUCCAGGAAAAGUUUCCAGAAAUUCCGAAAGAUGUUGAAUUUCCGAAAUGUGAACCAUGCAUUCAAUCGAAAAUUCUAGAAAUUCCCGGAAGCAAAGUUCAAUGAAAAAAAACUUUCGGAAAACAUUUUUUUUUAAAUUUGGGCACCCGUCAAGAAACAAAACUUACGGCUGCAAAGAAGAGCAAUGGGGGAAAGGAACAUCGAGGGUUUUAACAACUGAAGUUUUUAAUUCAAUAUAAAAAAAACAUGUUGAAGUUUUAUGCUCUAGCCCUUCGUCAGACUGACCGAAGGGUUAGCACUCGAAAUGUCCCUACUAUGCCAAAUUUCCUAUGUCAACUUAAUUGAUUAAUAUAAAUUCUUAGCUUUCACCGUGGUUCGCUCGAGGGGUUACCAACAUGCUCGUUUCAUGGGACGUCAACAACACCUGGAACAGACCGGAUCAGAUCAACCCCUGUAACUGACUGAAUAACGAAAGGUAAGGGAUAGUGCCUCUGAGAAUGAUCUGAUCCGGUUUUGCGGUCCAGGUUUUGCCUACGGCCUUUCUCGUGGCUUCGCCGCCUGUGCCUCCACGAGGAGACCUGCCUACAGCCUGGCUUAAAGCCAACCUUGACCUCUAGCUGGAGCAAUCUCACCAUAGUAAGUUCGUCGUUUGACAAUCGGUAAGCGAGCCUAUCAUAGCCAAUUCAUGAUUCAGAAUGUAUCUUUCAAGAUGCUCACAUCUUCUUGUUUUUUUUUUACCUGUAGCUUUUGGACUAUGAGGCGGAAGCCGCUGACCAAGUUCCACUGCUCAUGCGCAUGAAUAAAGAUGACCUAGCUCUCGAGAAGGCCAUUAUGAGUGGAGACACGGAUCUGGGUGAGUUGUGAGUGGGUACCACUGCGGUUAGCUACAGCAGUUUGGUGAUCUUUUAAGUCCGUUUUGUUUCGUCGUUGUCGCUCAAAAGCCGACUUAUAGGAAGGUGUAUCGUUAUGUUGAAAUUGUACCAAAGGUUCAAAAAAAUUAGAAUCAACUUUUUCUCAGCCUAAAAGUUGGCGUUACACUAGCGGUGUUACAAGCACGGGCAGAGUUGCAAACCGUAAAACAUUUUUGAACUUGUUUUGUAGCUUCUCCUCCAAUGGUAACAGCUUUCUCUGCUCAGGUGAUCAAAAUUGAUGGAUCCGAACCGCCGUCAUCCAAAACCCGCCUACUUGAUUUUCCCCUGUAUCUAGAUGACAUUUUUGUUGUCUUUUUUUUCUUUCUAGUAUUUAUGGUUGUUAUGCAGUUGAAGGAUAAUCUAAUUCCUGGCGAGUUCUUGAUGGCCAUACGUUACCGUCCUGUGGCACUCAGCCUCCACAUCAAGGUGAGUCUAUGAGAAAAGAGUUGUGUAAAUGAGUGUGUAUUUGUUCAAGGCUCCAACCAAGAGAAAACUUGCCGUAAGGUCCUUCAGCGUAACGCUAAUAUUGUAUUUGCUAGGAAACGUUUUUCCUUUUAUGCGUUCACUCUUUAAGAUCACAAAAAUGACGUCAAAAUGUUGGAGGAGUGAGUGGUUUUACGGUAUCGUUUGUACCAUCUUAUGUCAAUCCUUUGAAAUGUCGGAGCCUUGGCAGUGACAAAUGGCUACUUGUCUAGCUAUUUGUUGUUGUUUUUCUACAAUGUCUUGGAGAAUCGCGCUCAACAGACAGAGACGAGAAGGAUCUUUCGUUUCUAUUCUCUGUACUGUCAUGAGCAAAACCUGUCGACCAAUCGGGGCGCAGAAAACACUCGGUUAUUGUAAAUCAUUAAACUGUGUGGCAUGCGUCUUAAGAGGUAUUGAAAAAAGUGAAAGUGGGAAAGGGAAGCCUGCUCUAGGACCACUUUUUUCAUUUCUUCUACCUUUUCCCUUCACUCUCUUUUUCUCUCCUUCCCCCUUCCCUCGUUUUGUACCUGCCACGCAGGCUAUUGUGAAAUCUAUAUAUUCACUUUGACAUGACUGUGAUUUGUCUGCAGUAUUGUAAGGAUCAGGAUCGCCGUACACUUGUAGACCUGUUCUACCAGGAUGACCAGUUUAUGAACAGUGGUAAUGCCUUUGUGCACGACAGCUAUAGCGAGAAGGUAUCAUAUAAAGUAGCUUGAAAUGCUAUCAUGCUUAGGAGGGGAUCUGGUCGCAAGUUGUUUUAUUAUUUUAUUUCUUUAUUGGCUUAAUAUGUAAUUUCAAUUCCGAGCAAAGGUGCGCACGCUUCACUCCGUUUCUUCAUGGCGUCAUAGAAUAUUUUUGUUGUGACUUUAUCAGACUACCAAGUUCCGCUUUUACCUCAUUUCCGCAUGGCGUUUUCCAGUUAGAAAAUGGGAGAAACUUACUCCUCUUAAGGUCAGCAGCACUCUUGUUUAUUUUGAACGUCAUUGAGAGCCGAGAAUACGUGUAGCAACUCUUAUUUUUAAUUUAACUCGUUCAUCUCUUGUGCUUAAACUGGAAACCUUUACCAAAAUUCGUUUUAAUCAUAACUAGUGAUAUCUACUACGCGUGCGCUUAUUGUUGCCAGCCCUCAAUUCGGCGACCACGUGACCAAAGAAACGACAAGAAUAGGAGUCGACUUAAGUCAACAAGGUAUCUGAUAUUUUUCACAGGUGUCGUAGAGCGAACAAAGCACGCACGCCUGAAAAUCGCAACUUGCAAGGAAGACCGUCACACAAAGGGUGAGUUGCGUGACCCCUUCAGGUCUCUCUUGCAAUCUGGUCCUCAGAGCUUUUCUUAGCCUUGUCUGGCAGAACAGUCACUUUUAGUGCUAAACCAGCAGGAUCAAAGCCUUGGGAAGGUCAUGUUGCAGCUGCUCAGAAGAAAAGUCACCAGUGGUGCCUAACCCUGACCCCAAACAAUACUGAAACAAUUGAAAGAAUGACAUGUCAUUGUUUUCUGCGGCCAAUCAGGAGAGACCUUCCAAGCAGCUCCUACGCAACUGCCUUGGGAAGGAUAUUGGCGCUGAUGCUUUUAUUCCUUGAGAAAUCAGAGGCAAUUCGUUAUCACCCGUCAAAGAAUAGAAUCAUCGUUUUCGUAUCACUUGUCAGUACAUUUGACAUAAAACCUGAUUUCUCAUGAUUUUCUUCUAUUUUUAUUGUUUAGGCAAUAGAAUCCAAGAUAAUAACAUUGUCUAAAGCACAGAUGUCUUACCAGCAAGGAGGAUUUCAGUUCUACUCAAAGGUGUGUGCUCUUGACUUUGUUUCUUUGAUUUAAAAUACUCCAAACUCCACCAACGCUAGGGUCACCCAUUUCUUACUACAGUAAAACCUCUAUUAAGCGGACCCCCAAUUACGCGGACACCCUUUAUUAAGCGGACUAUAAGCCGGGUCCCGAAAUUAACGUUUUAUAUUAGCCUUUAUGACGAAUCCCAAUUCAGCGGACACCUCUAUUAAGCGGACGAGGACACUAAAAUAAAUUGUAUUUGGCUAAUUUCUAUUGUUAAAAACCUCUAUUAAGCGGAAACCGGACUGAAUUGACAAUAGUAGUAUUGGAUUAUGUCCUUGAAAUACAUACUGUAGUCGAUUUAUAAGGAUAAAUCAAUACAUUUAGCUGUCAAAAGUUCACCUAAAAGUCUUGCACCAUGUAAAGCACAGCUUCCUUAGCGUCCUUAACAACAUGGAACUUUAUCACAGUACAGAGUAACCUCUGAAUGUUAAUCGUUAACAAACAAUGUGCAAUUUUUACAAAAUCUCAAUUAAGCGGACACUUGGGAAGGUCCGGAAGGUGUCCGCUUAAUAGAGGUUUCACUGUAUGUGGGAGGAACAGAAGAGGGACGUUGUGCCUUUCCUAGUAAUCUAGGAUACGGGAUAAACUUGCGAUAUUCGAACCAAAAGCACCCAGAAAACUCUCCAGUCCUCUGUGUUUGAUUAACAAAUGCCUUGACUGUGCUCUGUUCUGUUAUAAAUCACGUAGAAAGCGCCGGGCUAGGGCACAAAAGAAAUGUAGGGGUAAACACGAGACGUAGUCGAGUGUUUCUCCCCACUUCUCAAGUGCUUUGUAACAUAACAAAGCACAGUAAAGGUUUCUUUAGUAGUUUUAUGAUAAAGAAUCCGUUAAAUUCGCCACACAUUACUUUCUAAUUUUCAAAACAAACUGAUAAACACGCUUUUUAAGCCAAUCAGAGUGCGCGUUAUACUGCUCUGAACUAUAAAUAUCUCAAUAAAACAUUUCCUGUCAGUGAUACAUUCUAUAUACGCGCGAUUUAAUUUUUCGGGCAACAGAAGAACAAAUGAAACUCAUGGUAUAAUAUCAAGUCAAACUAGAAGAGAAGUAAAGAAAGGCAUUUAUGGACCUGUCUUUCAGUGAUACUAUCUACCAGGUGUGAUAAAGACACUAAACUGUCUUAGCCUUUACCGUGGAUUUUCAAACGUUCACGAUCUGAGCUUAUUUUUAAGGUGUACCGAUCAGUACAGUUGGGCAGCUGCAUCAAUUGAGCUUUCUAGGUAACUGACCACUUCCCCCCCCCCUUCCCCCGUUAAGUCAACAGUAACACUUUUACCUUACUUAGUAUACGCUGGAAUCUCUCAGAUCUCUGAUCAGCAGCUUUUGUUGGGAUUGUUAUUGUUAAACUAUUAUCUAAACUUAGUCGUUAAAACCAAAGCAAAGUAAACCGCUGUGGAAAGUACUAUUAAAAGUAGUUUUAGCGUUAGUUUCUUCAUUGUCACAGAUUUAAUUGCCAUACAAUUGGGUGUGGGCUCCUGGUUUCUAAGGAUUACUUUGCACUUUUCAGUGCAUACUUCAAGGAGACCUGAAAGCCGCUGAGCAACUGAAAAAGGAGUUCAAGAUUCCGGAUAAAAGGUUUGUAACAUUUUUUUAUCAGAGACUGUAAACAACGAGACCUUUCUCAUCUGAGGGCCCUUUUUUGAAACAACCUUUAGCUACACCACGUUGAACAAAGGCUUACUUGUUCACACCACUGAUUUGUAGCCUGUGUAGAAUACAUUUGAAGGGGAAGGGAAAUGUGGGAAUUAGGGCGCGCUAGGGAGGAGGAAAUUUAAACGCAGUCGUUUAGGAAAACAUUGGACUUCCAGAUCCUUUUCUUAAGGGGUUAAUUGAAGAAAAUAAGUGCCUUUCCAGUCUACACUAUAUACUUUCUUGAGAUUUUUCACGAAAAAUGGCGUUUAGAUAAAAACGUUGAGCAAACUGAAAAUGGCCAAGAACGCGGUUUGGUUAAACACGGGUUAAACUCCGUUUAAACAACUGGCCCAAAUGGUCUCUCUACUUUCAUCCUCGCGCGCCCAUCGCGUUCUCGUUCUCACACGGGCUGUUUUCAAAAUAGCCUGUACUAUGUAGAGCUAAGGCUUGUUUGGUCACACCCUGAUUUGUAGUCUAUGUGGCAAGCAUUGGAAGUCGAGUGAAAGAGAGGGAGGGGAUAAGGGCGCGCGAGGAGGGAGAGAAGAAAGGGUUUCCGUCCUUUCCUCCUCGCGCAUUCAUCGCGUUCUCGUUUUCACACGGCGCGUUUUCGAAAUAGCCUCUAGUUGCACCACGUAGAGCUUAUGUUUGCUAGUUAAAACCACUGAUUUGUAGCCUGUGUAGCAGGCAUUUGAAGGAGUAGUAAAAGGAGCGGGAGGGAAUCAGGACGCGGGAGGAAAAAUAGCAGACAGGGUUUUCUUCCCUUCCUCCUCGCGCGGACAUCGCGUUCACGCGCACCUCAGUUAUUCCUCCUUUUCCUACCCCUUCAAACUCCUUCCUCAUAGUUUAGCUCAUUUGCCGCAUUGUCUUGUCUUUAGGUUUUAUUGGCUGAAAGUAAGAUCCUUGACCUUAAAGUCACAACUGGCUGGAACUCUACAAGUUUUCCAAAGCUCGUAA
Porites lobata is the source of this 26448-nucleotide messenger RNA. Lineage: Eukaryota; Metazoa; Cnidaria; Anthozoa; Scleractinia; Poritidae. The record is from the annotation of a GenBank genome assembly.